Sinocyclocheilus anshuiensis is the source of this 2292-nucleotide messenger RNA. RefSeq names its product transmembrane protein 132C-like. The transcript has 7 exons. The annotation marks the transcript as partial. Lineage: Eukaryota; Metazoa; Chordata; Actinopteri; Cypriniformes; Cyprinidae. The record is from RefSeq and is a predicted model, not a curated record.
GGUCAAGUUGAAGGAUGGUGUGGCAUUUUUGGGAGCGAGGGCCAGCAACCCUGUUCAGUGGACAGUUAGUCAAGAUGUCAGGAGCGAGGGACACAGAGUGGUCACUCUGCACUGUCGUAGGAAGGAAGCCAACUUCGGAAAAAGGGUGGAGUCCGGUUUCCAGAAAGUUCUUCAGGUGGAUCUGGAGGUCAACGGGUUGUUGGAUCCUCUGGGAAGUCGCUCAGUGACAUGGCAGAUCGAGUACCCCAUCUCCCGAACCCUUUCGGAUGAGAUCCAGACACUCAUCCGUCUGGCACCUCAUGACCUAGGGGGAAUCGUGCCAUUGUCUAUGGAGACAGAGAUCCUUAACACCGCAGUGCUCACCGGGAAAACUGUUGCCAUGCCAGUGAAGGUGGUCACUGUUGGAACCGAAGGUACUGUGACCGAUGUGACAGAGUCGGUGGAAUGUCGCUCGACGGAUGAGGACGUGGUUAAGGUGUCCGAAAGGUGCGAUUAUGUGUACGUCAACGGCAAGGAGACGCGUGGGAGGGUGAGGAUGAUGGUGAACUUCACCUACAGUUACCUCAGCGCUCAGCUGGAGGUGAGCGUAUGGAUGCCACGACUCCCCCUGCAGAUCGAGAUGUCCGAUCCAGAGCUUAGCCAGAUCAGGAGCUGGAGAGUUCCUGUAGAUGCUGCCAACCAGAGGUCUGGAGAGGAUGAUGGGGAUGAAGGAGCCAAGAAGGAUCGGAGCUGUGGUCCACAGUACCAGAGCACCACCGUCCGUGUGCUCACACACUUUGAGGCAGAGCCAGAGGAAUGGCAGGGCCAGCCAGACUUCCUCUUGGGCAGUGAUUGGCAGGUGGACGUGACAGAGUUAGUGAGAGACUCUUUAAGGGUGGUGGAUGAACGCUUGGCCAAGCUGUCAGAAGAACAGGUCCUCGUCGGUCUGAACACAGGCAUCACCAAGGUUCAGGUGAUGUCCCCAUUGUCAGACUCUGUUCUGGCUGAGAGGAUGAUCCGAGUUCUGGAUGAUAAAGUCAGUAUUACAGAGCUGGGCGUGCAGCUGGUUUCUGGCCUUUCCUUGAACCUUCAACUCAGCCCAGGAAGCAACAGGGCCAUUGUGGCCACAGCUACCACACAGGAGACCAUGCACAGUGUAAAUCAGGAGUCCCUUGUCAGUGCGUGGCUUCAGUUCAGCGAUGGCUCCAUGACCCCUCUUGACCUCUAUAACCCUGCUCAUUUCGUCCUUACGGCCACCUCGCUGGACGACCAGGUGGUGUCAGUGAAGAAAAGCACCAACUGGAGGUGGCCAGUGGUGUUGGCUAGGGGUGAAGGUCAAGGCAUGUUGGUCCGUUUGGAGAUGUAUGGACCCGAAUCGUGCCAAAAAACCAAACGGCGCACAGUUCUGGCCGCAGGCAACGCAAACGUCCAUGUGAAGUUUGGCCGUGAUGAAGAGACCGGAAACAGCGCGAGCGACAGGAGAUACAGGCCCAAUGCCCCAUACUACGGCGGUUCGAUCUCAGACAUGGAGGCUGGAAUCAUGAACCGAGGCGCUACCACCGUCAAAACCUCCAUUCCAGGAAAAGCAAGCGGCGACAGGCUCUCAGCUGGUGAUAUUCCGGUGGAUUUCUCUGAUUUCCCAGCUCAAGCAGACCUUCCACCUGGACGUAACGCAGAGGACGACCUGCUGCAGUCUCGCCGUGGGCUUACAGACCUGGAAAUAGGCAUGUAUGCCCUGCUAGGUGUCUUCUGCCUGGCCAUCCUGGUAUUCCUAAUCAAUUGCGUCUCCUACGCCCUCAAAUAUCGCAACAAGCAGCUCCCAUUGGAGGGCCAGGAGACCAUGGCUCACGCCCACGACUGGGUUUGGUUAGGCCAUGACGCUGAGCUGUUGGAAAGCCAGGCGGGUUUGUGUCUGGAUCAAGAGGAGUUGGGCGGCACCAUGGACUCUGGGCUGGGCCUGGAGGAAGAUAGCCAGCUCCUCAAUGGCCUUUCAUCUCAGAAGAGUGUUCAAGGCCAGGUCCACAGGUCGGCCUCGGACUCGGGGUGCACUGGAAGAGAUCACAAGACCGAGUCCAUAAACUCACCCACUACCAAAAGGAAACGGGUCAAGUUCACCACUUUCAGCCAUAGCAAGCCCAGCAAUGGCUGCCCAUCCAUAAGCCCGCUUCUCAUUGGUCAGAACGACAUCAAAUGGGUAUGCCCAGACAUCGAGCUCGGGGACUCCAAAGAGCUCCGAAAUUACAUGGAAAGGUUAAACGAAAAUGCUACUAAGAACAUCGCAUAAUGGGCUUGUAGUUAUGUAUGUUUCAGACA